This is a messenger RNA of Pleurotus ostreatus (oyster mushroom), 462 nucleotides long. RefSeq lists its product as uncharacterized. The record is from RefSeq and is a predicted model, not a curated record. The coding region runs from base 1 to 462 and encodes 153 amino acids. The transcript has 2 exons. Lineage: Eukaryota; Fungi; Basidiomycota; Agaricomycetes; Agaricales; Pleurotaceae.
AUGAGCGCACAGGACACACGCCCUAACGACAAACAAAAGGACUCACCAAGUCCGAGCAGCGCACGUCGUCACACCCAAUCAGAGUCCAACUCUGAGUCCGAUCAUGCGGCAGCAGAGCCACAGCACCAUUCAGGACAGCCAGUCGUCAAUCCCAAGGCGCGCACCCAUCCGCUAGGCGGUGCCAAGGCGAAAUGGAAGGGCGUUCCUUUGAACGAGUCGUACCAAGAGGGGCUUGACAACAAUCAGGACAGGCAAUUGGGGCUAGGCGACAAGACCGAGGGGCAAAUGGGUCAGGUCAUGAGGGAAGCGCAGCCCAAGGCGCAGGUGCCGUCAGCGGGAAAGCGAAUCAAACGUCGUAUCAGAGGAGUGGGCAAGAUGGUGGCGGGAGGGUUGAGAUUUAAUGCAAAGAAGAUUGGGAAAGGGAAGAGGAUGGCGCAGGGAGAGGACCCAGAAUCGGAUUGA